Gasterosteus aculeatus aculeatus (three-spined stickleback) is the source of this 1421-nucleotide messenger RNA. RefSeq names its product nitrilase family, member 2 (gene nit2). Gene Ontology annotation, molecular function: omega-amidase activity. The record is from RefSeq and is a predicted model, not a curated record. NCBI's taxonomy places the organism in Eukaryota, Metazoa, Chordata, Actinopteri, Perciformes, Gasterosteidae. Gene Ontology annotation, cellular component: mitochondrion. Gene Ontology annotation, biological process: oxaloacetate metabolic process; L-glutamine metabolic process.
GACCCUGCUCUGAAUAUAAACUCUUAUUUUGAAAAACCAAACGGUCAUCCGGAGUCGCUUUGCUGGUCUGCUGUCUGGACCGCGCGCGCAGACAUGGCUGCUGUAGCUAAAGCGAUGUCCAAAUUCCGUCUGGCGGUGGUCCAGCUGCACGUGACGAGCGUCAAGGCGGACAACCUGAGCCGAGCGCGGGGACUCGUGAAGGAGGCGGCGGGACGAGGCAGCCAGCUGGUGCUGCUUCCGGAAUGCUUCAACUCUCCGUACGGGACCGGCUUCUUCUCUCAGUACGCCGAGCGGAUCCCAGGGGAGUCCACCCAGCUGCUGUCGGAGACGGCGAAGGAGAACCAGGUGUACCUGGUGGGAGGCUCGAUCCCGGAGGAGGACGGGGGGAAGCUGUAUAACAGCUGCACUGUGUUCGGACCCGACGGGGAGCUCAUCCUCAAGCACAGGAAGAUCCACCUCUUUGACAUCGACGUUCCGGGGAAGAUCCGCUUCCAGGAGUCUGAGACGCUGACGCCGGGGGACCGUCUGUCCACCUUCCAGACCCCUUUCUGCAAAGUGGGCGUGGGCAUCUGCUACGACAUGCGGUUCGCCGAGCUGGCCCAGCUGUACAGCAGGAGCGGCUGUCAGCUGCUGGUUUACCCCGGAGCCUUCAACAUGACGACGGGGCCGGCUCACUGGGAGCUGCUCCAGAGGGCCCGGGCGCUGGAUAACCAGCUGUACGUGGCCACGGCGUCUCCCGCCAGAGACGAGGCGUCUUCAUACGUGGCCUGGGGCCACAGCAGCGUCGUUAACCCCUGGGGGGAAGUGAUCUCAAAGGCCGGACCGGAGGAGGCCGUCAUCUACGCCGACGUGGACCUGCAGUACCUGGCCGACAUCCGGCAGCAGAUCCCCGUGACGGCUCAGCGGCGUGACGACCUCUACGCCGUGACGUCCCUGCCGGGAGCGGCCAGCUGAUCACGUGACGUUCUUUACUUCCUCUUUAGCUGUUUGCAUCGUUUGCCAAGUAAAAGCUGCAGAUCCACCGUCAACUAUUUCAAUAAUCUAUUAUAUCCGGCUGAAUAAUCAACAUUCUGUGAUUUCAGCCUUUGAAUGUGAAUUUUUCUUGUUUCUUUUUCUCCACUGGCCCAGAACUGAAUAUCAUUGAGUUUUGGAUUAAAGACGUUUGAGGGUUUCAUCUCGUCAAACACUGCUGGACGUGUUAAAGUUGAUUAGUCAUAAAAUAAUCAGAUCAGAUGAAUCGAUGAGGAGUUGCUACAUCAGAUAUUUUAAUCCAGUUGAUAUUGUUUAUAAAUCGAAACAUUUGUGGUUCCAUGAUGAAAAACAGUGGCAGAAAUAUUUGUCUUUUUUCAAAAAUAAGAUUUAUUGAUUCAAAUGUAAAUUGUGGUAUUUUCAGUCAUGAUGUAAAUAAAUCAUCGACGGCC